Messenger RNA from Adineta ricciae, 498 nucleotides. The record is from the annotation of a GenBank genome assembly. NCBI's taxonomy places the organism in Eukaryota, Metazoa, Rotifera, Eurotatoria, Adinetida, Adinetidae.
AUGUUUCUUACCGUGUCUGAUCAAUCAAGUACUGCUCUUCAUGUACUUUUACGCGUCAAUAUAAUCUAUACAUUCUUUUGGUUCGUUCUCGAAAUCCUUCUGUUCAUUUUCAAAUACUAUCAGUUGACUUAUGCUGCCAAUGCCUUUGGCUUAGAAAUGGCAAUUAUAUUUAUGUUAUCUUUCAACGAAUUUAUUCGACAAUUCUUUGGUAUGAAGGGAAAUUUAGUACUCGAAGCACCGUCGCUUAUUCUAUUUAUUGUCUACGGACUCUUCUCCAGCGUUGGUUUUGUUUUCUUUCUCGUUUUGCAAUCGUACGCACAACGCGUCGAAAUCCUUCUCUCAGCAAUUGGCUUAGCCUUGAUUGUCAUCGAAAUCGUACUCUCGAUCAUCACAAUUAUCCGCAAUAGUCGAGCGAUGCCCGUUUUAACCAAAGAACAACAAGUCGAACGAAUGAGACAAGCAACACUACGACUGGAAACAUGGAAAAAAACCGACUAA